UGUGAUCCGAUUUCAAUUGCAAAUGGAAGCAAAAUUUCGAUUUACAGCGACUGACUUAAUCUCAAAGGGGCGCGUCGAUGCUGCCAACAUACAAAGCAUCAAAGAAUGGUUGGCGUCUGAAAAUCUCCCACGACUGAGCGAUGAACUGAUAUCGCAGUUUCUUAUUUCUACCUGUCACGAUGUACAAAUGGCCACGGUAACAAUCAAGAAUUACUUCCGGAUCAGACAGUCAACACCCGAGAUGUUUUCGGAACGUCAUGUAGAAAAAAUGCUACAAGUGGGAUUCUACUGCGUGUUACCGAGACGCACGGCGGAUAACUGCGCGAUAAUUGUGGUAAAACUACGCGACGGUGACGCGCGAAAGUUCGAUUUUACGGAGCAUCUCCGACUGAUUUGCAUGGUAUUGGAUUUGGUCGUGUACGAGGAUCCACCCGACGGUCUGAUCAGCAUUUUGGACUUGCAAGGGAGCAGUUUGAGGCACCUUACUUCGAUUAGUUUACGAUUGGCCGCCACUUUCGCCGCCUACGUGCAAGAUGCGAUACCGCUCAAAGUGCGAGCCGUACAUCUAAUUAAUGGGGGCGCGGUUCUCCACACUUUGUUUACAAUGUUCGCGCCGUUUCUUAAGGCACAAGUUCGAGAGAUGAUACAUUUGCAAACAAUCGGAGAGGAGUUUCAUACAAACUGGAUUGAGAAAGAGUACCUACCGGGGGAGUACGGGGGCUACUUGGCACCUAUCGAGGUUCACUCUGACGCAACAAUUGGGAAAUUGAGUUUAAGUCAAUGCUGAAUGUGUUUCAAAUUCUCUAAUAAAUGUAAACAAAGUACGAACAACGUAAUGUAAUACUGUAAAUCAAGAAAAGGAGGUAACACUGAUUAAAAUACCGCUCGUAAAGUU
Messenger RNA from Photinus pyralis (common eastern firefly), 895 nucleotides. Its product is annotated as alpha-tocopherol transfer protein-like. Gene Ontology annotation, cellular component: membrane. Gene Ontology annotation, molecular function: phosphatidylinositol bisphosphate binding. Lineage: Eukaryota; Metazoa; Arthropoda; Insecta; Coleoptera; Lampyridae. The record is from RefSeq and is a predicted model, not a curated record. The coding region runs from base 23 to 787 and encodes 254 amino acids. The transcript has 3 exons.